Messenger RNA from Lobosporangium transversale, 2388 nucleotides. RefSeq lists its product as hypothetical. The record is from RefSeq and is a predicted model, not a curated record. The transcript is spliced from 3 exons. Lineage: Eukaryota; Fungi; Mortierellomycota; Mortierellomycetes; Mortierellales; Mortierellaceae. The coding region runs from base 234 to 2186 and encodes 650 amino acids.
UCUUUUCCUUCCUUCUUCCCUCUUCUUUACUACCCGACCUUCUUUUUCUUUUUCUUUUCCUUUUCUUUUUCUUUUUUUAUAUUUCACUCAUCUGCACUUCUUUUAACCUUCAACUCCUUCUUCUUCUCCUCCUUCUUCCUCAUAGUUUUCUAUUCCUUCUUUCCUUCACAGCACAUUCCUCCUCCUAUUCUGUCUUUAGGUCUCUCCGGAUAUUCUGUUCUCUCUACUCCGAGAUGGCAUCCAUCUAUCCUUACACUCAACAGCAUAUCUCACAGGGGAUCCCAACUAGCACUGCUGAGGUCUCUACUGUUUCAUCUGUUCCCAUUGGUGCUGUCCCCUUUGCUCUCCAUCAUCAACAGCAACAGCAGCCAUAUCAUCCUCAGAUGCAACUCCAUCAACAGCAUCUCUCACAGCAACAGCAGCAACAACAGCAGCAACAGCAGCAGCAACAGCAGCAGCAACAACAACAACAACAACAACAACAACAACAACAACAACAACAUCAACAGCUCUUGCAUCAACAACAACAGCAACUUCAGCACCAGUUGCAACAACAGCAGAAGCAACUUCAACAACAGCAUUAUAAAAGAGUACAAAGCAAUCCCAAAGCAAUUUUCCCAACACGUAACCAAACAUUACAACAGCGAAGAGCAAGCAAUCAACUUGCUCCCUCAAACCUUGUACUCUCGGCUGCAUUGUCUGCACCGCCAUCUUCUUCACCCUCAUCAUCAACAGCAAUCACAGCUGCAACAACAGCUGCGUCCACUUCACAGUCCUUGCCCAUAGUUAAUGCAGUAACGGCUGCACCCUCUUCUGUAGUGACCCUUUACCCUGCUCAUCCUCAACCUCAACCUCAAUCCCAGUCUCAAUCUCAGCCGCAGUUCCAGACGCAUUUGCAUCCACAGUCUCUGCAGUGCCGGAUGUCAGCCCAGCCUCCGUUGACGCCCCAAGACUGGCAGGGCUUGGUCGCCUCCGGGGCAUUGCCCGUGCGACAGGCCCUGCAAUCGUUUAUCGCGACCUCGUGCGAGAAACCUCCGGAGACGAGGGAAGAGGCCAGAGCCAUUCUUGAGGUUAUGUUUCAGAUCCGGGCGGACAAAAUCCGACAGGCGAUCGAGCAUGGCCAGCUGGCCACAACCGAGGCCUUGCAACAUCGGGUCAUCCAACGACGCGAAAGCGUUGUCGAAGGUUCAAGCAAGAGUUUGCGUCGUGAAAAUGGUCCGAAUCGAUCGAUGAGUGCCCCCUCCGGGAACAAGACUGCGACUACAAACAACCAGCCUUGGCUUCAACAACAGAUGACAGAUGAACCUAGUCUUAUGAUGGAGGAUCCUGCACCACUCUCUAAUGAACUUCAAGAUAGUGUGAUGAUACCCGACACAAACCUCUUUGGGGAUCAAGCAACGACCUUUGGGCUCUCGGAUGACGAUAUCAUGUCCAGUUUCACAACGUUUACUGCAAAGCUUGGUGAUUCUUUGGCCAAGAGCCCUGCUGCUACUUUGUAUGCACAACAGUAUUUUGGCGGUAAUACCCCCGAGAGCAUGAUGGAGCGACCCAAGAUGCAUGUGCAAACGAGUGUGCCCUCGCUCUCGCCCCCUUCCCUCGAACGUUCGCCCACAACAUCAAGUGACUCGAUGUCACCCUCGCCAUGGAUUCCAUGGAUGUCAUUGGAGCAGAGUCUUUUGGGCAAUUCCCAGGACCAGCAGCAGCAACAACAACAACCUCCAAUCUUUGUGAACGAGCCUACUACAUCCCAGCAGAACAACAGCAUGACCAUUAGUCUUCAACAAGUAUAUCCAUCAGGGAUGGGAAUGGGUGUAGGGAUGCAGCCAGGAUUCUCAGCACAGUCGAUGACAGAGCCUCAGAUGAUAUACCCCCAGGAUAUGUUUGCAGCACCCAUAUCGGCGGUUGUAUCUCCAAAUAAGAUUCAGCAGCAACAAUCGGAUACGUGGAAUCAAUAUAUGCAAUACCUGUUGUACCAACAGCAAGGAUUAGCCUUCACAUCUGAUCCACAACAGGCACAGCAACAACAGCAGCAAGGUCAAUUUGCGGCGGGCCAACAAGCUUAUUUGGAGCAAUCCCAAAUGGGAUCACAGCCAUACCCACUACGGGAUCCACAUUGGCAGGCGACCAUGAUGACCAUGAUGAUGAACCCAAACCCAGCCCUGUACUCCGUUAACAAUGGGCUUUGAUUCUGAUUGCGCCUCUUCUUUUCUUUUAAUCGAGUAGCUUUGCAUAUUGUGCUCUUUUCGCUAUUCAAAAACAUCUUUUUACUUUCUUUUUCCAUUUUCCAUUUUUCCAUUUUCCUUCUUUUCCUCUUAGUUCUUGUACCAUUAGUAUUCAGGGUUCAUUGUCACAAUUAUUCAUUCCAUUCAUCUCAAUAAAAAUUCAGGA